AUGGAAGUGUCAAACAAAGAGGUGAAGCAGAUUUUGGAGAAAACGUUAAGUGGAAAUAGGAAAGACUGGGCCGAAAAACUUGACGACGCAUUAUGGGCAUAUCGAACUGCAUACAAGACCCCCAUAGAUACUUCUCCGUAUAAGUUGAUUUAUGGGAAGGCGUGCCACUUGCCCGUCAAGCUUAAACACAAAGCCUAUUGGGCGAUUAAAAAGCUAAAUAUUGAUAUAGACUUAGCCGGUGAGAAGAGGUUGUUACAACUCAACGAGCUUGAUGACUUUCGAUUGCAUGCGUACAAAAAUGCCAAAUUGUAUAAAGAAAAAAACAAAAGAAAGUUUAAGUCUCGAUGGGCAGGUCCUUUCGUUGUGGUAAGUGUGAGGCCUCAUAGAGCGGUAGAAUUGCGUGAUACGAGCUCAAGUGGUACCUUCUUGUUGAUUUUGGUAAACCUUGCUGCACUUUACAAAACCUGCAAGGGAGAGCCGGAGUACAAUAUUGAGGUACUAAGGCGUGUGCUUUCAGGUGAAGAAAAGGGGCCAAUUGCUAAUACAUUG
This is a messenger RNA of Nicotiana tabacum (common tobacco), 549 nucleotides long. The record is from RefSeq and is a predicted model, not a curated record. Lineage: Eukaryota; Viridiplantae; Streptophyta; Magnoliopsida; Solanales; Solanaceae.